AUGAACAGACCAAGCUACACCUGCAGGCUCUCUCGGCUUGAAUGGCUCAACAUGAGAGGUUGGCCGACCUUCAAAGACUUCAUGGUUACACACAAAUAUGAUCCAACAAGUGCGGCAGAUUACAUGAAAGCCGAAGAGGUCUUGUGCAACUACAGAAGCAGCGAUCCGUUUGCAAAUAAGGAGCUGCAAGACUGGGGAGCCGAGGAGGAUGAGGGGUUGGAGGAAUUGGAGGACAAUGAUAUGGAUGAGAAACUGGACGUGGAAUUCGAGAAGCUUCUUUGCGAUGCGUUAGCAAGUGAGGAGUAUACGGAUGACGAGGAUAUAGAUGAGGGCACGAAGGAAAAGAAUUGUGAUGAAGGCGGUGUCGAAGAGCAUGUCCAGGAUAAUAAUCAAGAGAGAGACGAAAUUCUCGAUCUAAUGACCGACGACAGCGACUGGGAGGACUACGAUGAAGACGAAGACCCAGACGCACCGAGGACCAGCAAUCUAAAACGCAAUAUCGAAGUUCGCGAGCAAGAAAAACUCGAAAACAUUUACAGAAUUCGAAACGAAGACGAAGGGAUCUAUAAAUGGCUCAUGAAGCGCGGAUGGUCUUGCCUUGAAGAAUAUAUGGACUAUCAAACUUUGGAUUUCACGAACAGUGACGAUGUGGAAAAGGUCGGGCAUAUAAUCAAGAAGUCCAUUAGGCUUGAAGCGGAACAGAAUCGUGAUGAGGCUGAGGGGGGUAUCGAAGAGGUAGCUGCGGAAGAUGAUGCAGAAUACGAAAACGAGCAAAGAGCCACACGAGAGUCACUCAUUAGUGAAGGACUUGGAGAUGAGGUGGAAUUUCCACGAAAUGCCAAUCCCGAAAAAUUUGAUGAAGAACAAGCCACAGCGAGCCCUUCCGCGUCAAAGAUUGCAAAUGGUAUUAAAAACAAUCUGGAAAUCGACCGCUGGUGUAUGGAACAAGGAUAUAUAAAUCUAUUUAACUAUAUCAUAGGCCAUGGGGGAGAUUAUUAUGACGACGAGCUCGUUUGUAUGAUAGGUCAUCAAUUAAAAAAGAUUAUCGAGGAGGGGAAUCAGAAUAGACGCGAAGUGAUGGAAGAGAUUUUCGAGGGAUUGACGAUGUGUGAUACCCAAGAUCAAGGCCUCAAAGAAAAUUUCCAGAACUGGUCGGUGGCAGAUAACGAAGAAAUGAAUCGACUCGAUGGUGAUGAUGAGAUGACGCAUGGAUGGUUAUGA
This is a messenger RNA of Botrytis byssoidea, 1221 nucleotides long. RefSeq lists its product as uncharacterized. The transcript has a single exon. The record is from RefSeq and is a predicted model, not a curated record. The coding region runs from base 1 to 1221 and encodes 406 amino acids. NCBI's taxonomy places the organism in Eukaryota, Fungi, Ascomycota, Leotiomycetes, Helotiales, Sclerotiniaceae.